Benincasa hispida (wax gourd) is the source of this 618-nucleotide messenger RNA. The record is from RefSeq and is a predicted model, not a curated record. Lineage: Eukaryota; Viridiplantae; Streptophyta; Magnoliopsida; Cucurbitales; Cucurbitaceae.
AUGGCCAACACCGCUCGAUCAAUCAAUGGGAUCGAGUCUACAAAGUGCAGCACACCACCCCUAAAUCAACUUCUAAACCAAAUUACCAGCAUCAAGCUUGAGAGGGGCAACUUCAUGCUUUGGAAGACAUUGGCUCUUCUGAUCCUUCGAGGAUAUCGACUAGAAGGUCAUCUAUCAGAUGAGCAAUCGCUGAAUCCACUCUAUGAAGCAUGGGUUACAGCAGAUCAAUUGUUACUUGGUUGGCUUUACAAUUCCAUGGCACCAGAGGUAGCAGUCCAACUAAUGGGAUUCGAGAAUGCCAAGUCAUUGUGGGAUGCCAUCCAUUCUCUGUUUGGUGUCCAAUCAAGAGCCGAAGAGGUUACCUCCGACGGGGGUAGUGGUCAGUCCAAGUCCAGCAUUCAUGGUGCUAGUCAAGGCAGUGUGAAAUUUCAGCAAAUCAAUUCUAAACCAAACUACUCCAACAAUGGCAGUGGUACUCGAGGCAAAGGCAGGGGCCGAGGAAAUUGCCCAACAUGCCAAGUAUGCUCCAAAUAUGGACAUUCAACGGAUGUAUGUUACCAGAGGUUCAAUCGUGAAUUUGUGCCUCAUACCAGUCAGCCUAAGGGUCCUGGACAGUAG